AAGUCGGUGACGGUGGUUCACGCACACAGCUUACCACUAUCCGUACUACCCGUCCACCCCAAUUCGCUCGCAAUUCCAGUCCGAUUUGGACGUCGUCUCGUUCCUCCCCUCCCCACGUCUUCCGCCGCCGGCGUCUCCGCCGCCGCGGCGAAACCCUAAACCCCGCUGAGCAAAACGUCGCUGUCCGCGCUGCAUAGCUUUGGAGAGGAUGGAACACGGCGUCGCCUCGCACGGCGCGCCGCUCGCCGCCGCGCCGCUCGCCGGACGGCGACCCUGGUUCCCUCUCUCGCCGCCGCCGCCGUCUAUUCAGAUUCAGAAUAGACUUUAUUCGAUCUCGUCGCUCCCACUAAAGGCUAGGCCUUUGAGAAGAUGCGGAACUUCUCUAGCAAGUAACUACGCCAGGCAAACGUCUGAAUUAGUUGAUUUGGACUGGGAGAACCUUGGUUUUGGGAUUCUGCAAACUGACUAUAUGUAUAUCGCAAAAUGCGGGCGGGAUGGGAACUUUGCCGAGGGUGAAAUGGUGCCGUUUGGACCCAUAGCUCUGAACCCAUCUUCUGGAGUCCUAAAUUAUGGACAGGGAUUGUUUGAGGGCCUAAAGGCAUAUAGGAAACCUGAUGGAUCCAUCCUAUUAUUUCGCCCAGAUGAAAAUGCUUUGAGGAUGCGAACUGGUGCUGAGAGGAUGUGCAUGCCUGCUCCUACUGUUGAGCAUUUUAUUGAUGCAGUAAAACAAACUGUUCUAGCAAAUAAGAGAUGGGUGCCUCCUACUGGUAAAGGGUCUUUGUAUAUUAGACCACUACUUAUGGGAAGUGGGGCUGUUCUUGGUCUUGCACCUGCUCCUGAGUAUACAUUCAUUAUAUUUGUCUCCCCUGUCGGGAACUAUUUUAAGGAAGGUUUAGCUCCAAUAAAUUUAAUAGUUGAAGACAAGUUUCAUCGUGCUACUCCUGGUGGAACAGGAGGUGUGAAGACCAUCGGAAAUUAUGCUUCGGUGUUGAUGGCACAAAAUAUUGCAAAGGAGAAAGGCUAUUCUGAUGUUCUCUACUUGGAUGCUGUUUAUAAAAAAUAUAUUGAAGAAGUUUCAUCAUGUAAUAUUUUUGUUGUCAAGGGCAAUGUUAUCUCAACACCGGAAAUAAAAGGAACAAUAUUGCCAGGUAUCACAAGGAAAAGUAUAAUUGAUGUUGCUCUGAGCAAAGGCUUCCAGGUUGAGGAGCGACUUGUAUCAGUGGAUGAACUGCUUGAUGCUGAUGAAGUGUUCUGCACGGGAACUGCUGUCGUAGUGUCUCCUGUUGGGAGUAUUACAUAUCAAGGGACAAGGGUGGAAUAUGGCCACCAAGGCGUCGGCGUCGUGUCUCAGCAGCUGUAUACUUCGCUGACGAGUCUCCAGAUGGGCCAAACGGAGGACUGCAUGGGCUGGACCGUGCAGCUGAAUUAGCACCGAACCGAGCGUGCGUGCCGCCCAUGUGUACCCCUUCAGUUUUGUAGCAUCUAAUGGAGAGGCCUUCCGUUUUGCUUCAACUGUAAUCGUCAGUUUUGUAGCAUCUACCGGAUUAGAGAGUUGUUUUCGUUGUGGACAGCACCGUGCACGUCUCAUAAUGUGGCCUCCCGUUCUGAAGCA
Molecule: messenger RNA, 1612 nt
Organism: Phragmites australis (common reed)
Lineage: Eukaryota; Viridiplantae; Streptophyta; Magnoliopsida; Poales; Poaceae
Product: branched-chain-amino-acid aminotransferase 5, chloroplastic-like
Exons: 10
Coding region: 209-1429 (406 amino acids)
Biological process (GO): branched-chain amino acid metabolic process
Cellular component (GO): chloroplast
Molecular function (GO): branched-chain-amino-acid:2-oxoglutarate transaminase activity
Source: RefSeq, a predicted model, not a curated record